UUUUUGCUCCCUCUAUUGAUGAUAGAUCAAGGGCCCUCCUGCCGUCGUUUCAGUGACUCAUAGGGCUUCCCUCAGCUCAGUCUUUUUGGUUCUUGAGAAUGGUCGCCGCCUCUCCCAGGACCGGAAUGAUUAUCCCUGCCCGACGGGUCUACAUCCAUCCCUUAAUGUCGUCGGGUACUGUUCACUUCCCCGCCAUUCUUGUAACCGUCACCUGUAAUCCGCGCAGGUGUGUCCGCACCCCCCUGAGUGGACGAGAAAGAAAGGAUUUCUCAGAGCACACCCAGGAGUAAACUUUCCAGUAUGAGCAUUCGAUAGGUCGUCUGAGGGUUCGCCGCGGUUCAUUGAUGUGCUUACACACUAGGCUACCCUUCUCCGAAAGCUCCGCGGGACCACCUACCACUAGUCUUCAGCCGUAAGGGUUUAUUGCACAAAAACAGGGACGCAGACUCCCGAAGAGGGAAGCCCAACGAAUGUCAGAUGCAAAGUCCCACACCUCAUUAAGAUCAUAUUGGCAUACUCUCCCAAAAAAAAAAGAGCAGACCCCAUUGAAGACGAGAGUGAGGUACAACAAGGUGGGCAGGCCCAUCCACCGCCCUUCUCACGAAACCGUACGUGGACGUUACCGCUCAUACAGCUCCCAGCCAGCAAGAGUUAGCCUUCCUCUUCAAGGAAUGGAAGUGUGGAUGAAUCGACAUCAAAUAGAGGAAUUCGGUUUUUAUUUUCAGCAUUCCAUGGUGGAUCAGGACGAGAAUGAAUCCUGGAAUCCAGGACAUACUCAUCCUGGAGCUUCUGCUCUCCUCUGGGGAGGGAUUUUUAUAGAUAGAGAGGUGGGUAGCCUCCCGCUUGACCGAUUUCUCGGAGUCGGAGGAAGAUCUCUCAUCUGAUGACCCUGAACAAGAAGGAGCGUAGCCACUCUGGUCGAUGGAAUGGAGCUCGACUAAAAGGAGAGAUUCGG
Mercurialis annua (annual mercury) is the source of this 955-nucleotide messenger RNA. RefSeq lists its product as uncharacterized. NCBI's taxonomy places the organism in Eukaryota, Viridiplantae, Streptophyta, Magnoliopsida, Malpighiales, Euphorbiaceae. The record is from RefSeq and is a predicted model, not a curated record.